Messenger RNA from Hylaeus volcanicus, 1238 nucleotides. RefSeq lists its product as uncharacterized. Gene Ontology annotation, cellular component: oligosaccharyltransferase complex. The coding region runs from base 1 to 1032 and encodes 343 amino acids. NCBI's taxonomy places the organism in Eukaryota, Metazoa, Arthropoda, Insecta, Hymenoptera, Colletidae. The record is from RefSeq and is a predicted model, not a curated record. The transcript is spliced from 12 exons.
AUGAUUUUUUACAUAUUUCCGUUCUUCUUGCUUUUUUUAAAAUGUUCACAUGGUUUAAUACACGAACUACAAAAAAUAAAAUCAGUGAUUCCCUUUACAUAUGACACCUACCUAACGCACGUAGUGCGAAAAUCGCGUUCAUAUGAUAUUGUCGUAUUAUAUGUGAAUGAAUCUUCUUCCGUAUGCAAAGAAUGCAAAAACAUUAAGAAAGUAUUUAAAUCUGUCGCAGAAGCCUACGAUAAUUACGGUACUAUGAAAACUAACGCACCAGGAGUCAACGUCUAUUUUGGCAGUGUGGAUAUUGGAAAGGAACCCGGCAUAGCGAAAUUGCAUAAUAUAAAAAAAAAUUACGAUAUUUUUUAUUUUUCAAAAGACUUUGACAUGGAUCGCUCACUUACACCACAUAUGAGCGAUUCAAUUGUUGUUAAGAAUACUAUGAUGUUUUCGAAAUAUAAAAUUACCAAAAAUCUAAGCACAUUUCUCUUGUCUUGGAUAAAUCGGCAUAGUAGCUAUAGGAUUGUUUAUAAAAAUAAAACGGUAGACGUUCUCAUUACCUUUUUCUUUCUCUGUCUUUUCUUGUGCGUUUUAAUUGCCUUUACAUUGUUUAUAAUCGUUUUAAGAAGAUAUCCUUUCAUUAUGGCGCUUGGUGCUUUGGGAAUUCAAAUAUUGGCCUGUGGAUGCAUUUGUUUUUGUUUAAUAAGAAAAUCACAGCUAAUAGGACAUACUACAGAACAUAAGCUAAAGCUUUUCCACUCAGAGCAAAGAAAUCAAUAUGUAUUAGAAGGUCUUUCAAUGAGUUCACUUGAGGUUUUAAGCACUAUGAGUCUUUACGUUGCUUGUCGUGUAUUAAAUACGUCAAGACGUCAAAGUAAAGCUUAUCUGUCAUUUCUUUUGAUUAUCCUGGGGUAUUCGUGUUAUUACGGGAUUUUCAUGUUAUAUAAUGAAAAACAUUAUAAUUUGAGUCCUACAUUUUUUCCUCCUAUUGAUUAUGUGAGAGGUUCUUUACUAAGAGACCGUGGUAAUAUGUUUUAACAAUUUCGUUUUUUACAAAACCCUUUAAAAAAAAGAAAUAUUAAAUUGUUAUUAUUUUAACUGGACAAAAUAAGAAUAAUAAUGUAACUUAUUGUUAAAAAAAAUUUGAUGCCGUAUUUAAAAGUAUUUUUUUUUUUGAAAUUUGUUAUCACGCUGUUGAAAAGAUGAUAUUAAAAUAAUUCAUAGACAUUUUUUUUUUAAUGGAC